UCUGCGUGUACGUAUCUCCAAUGCAAAGUGCUGUUUUAAAAAUCUGAACUUGAUUUUACAAAUGCCUUUGAACAUUUUUUAAGAGUCCUGUAAUUGAAGACAUUGAAUUUUUACUGUGUAUCGUUGAAGGAGAGAAAAUAAUCAAUACUACGUGCUUGGUUCUUAAAUUAUGUGGACAAAUGUUAUUAUUUUAAUUUCUUUCUAUUAGAAAUGUUGAUGUCAAUUACAUGUUAUUCUAAUGAAGAUACGAAACAAAUGCAUAAAAAGACUGCAAAAUUAAAACAAUUAUAAAAACUUUCGAUUAAAGAAAGCCAAUUUUUCAAGAAUCAAUGAAAUGGCACUAUCAAGUGAAUGUUGCCCAUCAUUAUAUUCAUAGAUUUACAUUCCAAUCACCCAGACUUUAUGUUAACUGCACUUGUUAGCUGUGACUUAGUUUUCCCAUGAAACACAGAAAUCAAAUGGCUCUGGGACUGAGUCAACCUACUCCGAUUCCUGGAUACAACCCCAUGGUGUUCCUGCCAACACUAAACUUCUCAAUCAACCAAGUGGCCGCCGUCUGUGAGACCUUGGAAGAGAGUGGGGACAUCGAAAGACUGGGCCGUUUCUUGUGGUCAUUGCCAGUUGCCCAUCCCAACUGUGCAGAACUCAAUAAGAACGAAUCUGUGUUAAGGGCAAGGGCCUUGGUGGCCUUCCACACUGGGAACUUCAGAGAACUUUAUGGCAUACUCGAAAGUCAUCGAUUUACCAAGGUAUCCCAUUCUAAAUUGCAGGCCAUGUGGCUAGAAGCUCACUACCAGGAAGCUGAGAAGCUGAGAGGAAGACCCCUGGGUCCUGUGGACAAGUACAGAGUCAGGAAGAAGUACCCUUUGCCCAGAACGAUUUGGGACGGCGAGCAGAAGACGCAUUGCUUCAAGGAACGAACUAGAAGUUUGUUGAGGGAAUGGUACCUGCAGGAUCCGUAUCCCAAUCCCACGAAAAAGAAAGAGCUGGCACAGGCGACCGGACUGACGCCGACCCAGGUGGGGAAUUGGUUCAAGAAUCGCCGACAGAGAGACCGAGCAGCUGCGGCGAAAAAUAGGUUACUGCAGCAGCAGAUGCAACAACAGCAGCUGUCCCACCACCAGCAUGGAACAGCGUCUCAACGAGGACCCCACCACACAGCGACCCAGGGGGUACACAACGGUAACUCAGGCCUGCACCAUAGACUAUCCUCCUCCUCUUCCGAUCACAUCCGAGGGGGUCCAGGAGAAACAACUGAUGACGGAGAGAACACCAAUGGCAGUUUUGGAUCAUUCGAUGGUGGAAGCUCCCCUCAAUGUCUGAGUCCGGCUCCUGUGUCUACCACUUCGGACUCCAGCAGGACACCCUCUCCAGGACAUCACGGAAUGCAGAGGCAAAGUCUAAACCUCAGCCAGCAUCAUCACAGGCAUGAUCCAUUGGCUUCAAUACUACAUAGAGAUAGGCAUGAUCGGGCUUGAAGGACAUAAGAAAGAUUUUUUUUUUAUUUCUGUUAUUCCAAUGGGUGUCCCAGAAUUUCAGUUGUUAGGUGUUCUAACAGCAAUUUAUGUGCAAUGUCAAAAGAUGUGUGAUAACAUGGAAGAAAUGGGAAAGUUAUUUAGCGGAAUAGACUUCGAAAUCUAGUGGCUGGGUGCUUCAGAACUGUUCAUAUCUCCCAUAAAUGUAGCUUCAACGCUUAUCAAAGCUUUAUAUAUAGUAUCAAUAUAUAUUAAUAAAGGUGAUAUCAAAUUAAACUGGAAUCACAUCGCCUCAUCAUAAAUGUUUGUCGUGCUCCUUCCGCCCCACAGAAUGAUACCUUAAGGAAUAAAUAGAUGUGUCUGAUUCUUUAUUGGAAAUAAUCGGAAAAAAAACCCCUCCUAAGCAAUUCUCUAAAGAACAUUGUUUAAAAGAUAUUUUCUUAUUUCAUUUAAAUAUUUAUUCAAUAAGCAAAGAAAGAGUCAAUCAUUACAAAGUUGGUCACAUAUCUAAUUAAUAAAAUGUUAUCUCAUGAAACAACGCAACAUAAAAUAUUAGAACAGAAUUCCAGUGGUUUUAUAUAGAGUAUAUCACCAGUUAAAUUUGAUUUGGUCUCUAGAAGGCUAAAAUUGCGUGGAAGUUAAUUGAACUUAGACUUCACCAUGCACAAAUAGGAAGUGAUUUUGCUCACAACAACAUCUUAUAACAAUAUUUGAUUCUUCAAAGAUAUUAUCAUAAAAUAAAGAUUUAUUGCUAAUAGAUUAUUUAAGUCUGUGCAUGACAUUCAAUCUAUGAUAACAAUGGAAAAUACGACGGACAAAUAUUAACUCUUCAGAAAUUGUGAUCAACCCUAAUUUGUGUUGUUAUUUGGAACGAUACUCAUUAAAAUCUUCCGACUUCAUCAGGAUGACUAAUAGCUCGAAGCAUAACUCACUAGUUUUCAGAUAACUCCUUAUCAUCAUUUGCUGUGUUCGACCUAUUCGUGCUCAGUCUAAAACUAAAGGAAUUAAUGAGACUGUCGGUUGACAUUUUAGAACAGUACUUAAUUAGAAUCUGCUAAUUACAUUACACUGUCAUUUCUGAACUCACGAACUUUGUUUCGAAUAAUAGGAACUGUCAUCCAUCAACGUCAGUUUGACGCUGUUUAUUGGAAGUGUUUAUGUACAUUGAAGUCCAUUUCGUGCACAAUGAUAUAAGUUGCUUCUAGGUUCAUCAAAGAAAAAAAAAGUGACUUUGUUUAUAUGUAUAAAUGAGACAUUUAAGUCUAUGAUGUCUGUGUGUGUGUGAAUGUUUUGAAAAAUAUUCGAAUAGCAGAUGUUUCUGUAUGUGUAUAUGUGUACAUAGGAUCAAAAUAUCUUUGAGAACAAUUUUGUGUUUGAAAGGAUGACGUUAGAAUAUUUUGGUUUUUACAGAUUGUUAAAUAUGAAUGUUUCGUUUUACUAAAGAGAAAGUUGUUUAAAAGCAACUCCUUACAAAUUGUAAAAAUAUUAAUAAUAAGUUAAAAUUUUCAUUUUAUUUGAGG
Argiope bruennichi is the source of this 2995-nucleotide messenger RNA. Its product is annotated as homeobox protein SIX6-like. Gene Ontology annotation, biological process: regulation of transcription by RNA polymerase II. The transcript has 2 exons. The coding region runs from base 441 to 1478 and encodes 345 amino acids. Gene Ontology annotation, molecular function: RNA polymerase II cis-regulatory region sequence-specific DNA binding; DNA-binding transcription factor activity, RNA polymerase II-specific. The record is from RefSeq and is a predicted model, not a curated record. NCBI's taxonomy places the organism in Eukaryota, Metazoa, Arthropoda, Arachnida, Araneae, Araneidae. Gene Ontology annotation, cellular component: transcription regulator complex; nucleus.